CGUCUUGAUGCGUCGCCGUAAACAACUCUUCGCCAGCGGUAGAAUUGCGCGGUUUAUAUCUCUCACGACGCGUUGUGGGGCGAGACGAGGGCGCCGGGGAUUCUUGCGCGUCCGCCUGUACGCUUUGCCAAGGCCCGAGGAAUCCUAGGUAGAGGAGGAGGAGACAAAGGGGAGUGGUAAGAGGGGCAAGCCUUCUGGAGCGAGCAGCAAUGACGUCGAGGAGCAAGUCAAAGAAGGAGCUGGAGGAGGAGAAGAAGCGCCAAGAGGAGGAGGCAGCUGCUCAGGCUUACGAGGAAUUUGUAGCUACCUUUGAGGAAACACCAGUACAAAAAGGGAAAAUAUGGGUAAAAGCAGGAACCUUCGAUGCUGGAUCCAGGAAGGAGGACACAAAGGAGAAGGGGAAGAUCUACAAGCCAACAUCGAAACUUGCCGAGCUGGCAGAGAAGUUCUCAAGCGCUGAGAAGGCUGCACAGUACUUGACAACCAACAAAGUAGAGAGGGACAAGCCAGAGAGACCGGGCAAAAAGAAAGAAAAAGAGAAGAAGAAGAGUAAUUUGGAACUCUUCAAGGAGGAGCUGAAGAUGAUACAAGAGGAGCGUGCAGAGCGCCAUCGCAUUAAAAAUAUGUACCAGACUCGGGAAUCUGGCAAAAGCAGUCGCUUUGAAGCACCCGAGCCCAAAAUCCCUGGAUUUCUUGAUGACCCAAAGAUUGGGAGUUUUGACCCUGGAGAUCCGACCACAACCAACUUGUACCUGGGAAACCUCAGUCCAAAGAUCACAGAACAGCGGCUAAUGGAGUUGUUUGGAAGAUACGGACCACUGGCUUCCAUAAAGAUCAUGUGGCCCAGAACAGAUGAUGAACGGAACAGGGGAAGAAAUUGCGGGUUUGUUGCCUUCAUGAACAGGAAAGAUGGAGAGAGAGCAUUAUCAGCAUUAAAUGGAAAAGAUAUAGAUGGAUUUGAAAUGAAACUUGGCUGGGGUAAAGCUGUACCCAUUCCUCUCCACCCAAUAUACAUCCCUCCAGCACUCGUAGAGUUGACCUUGCCUCCACCCCCUUCAGGUUUACCCUUCAAUGCUCAACCUGAUAAGAGAGAUAGAGACAAGGUGCCACCAGUUGGAACGUCACUUCCCACAGAAGGCUCUGAGAAAGAAGAUAUGGACAAGAUUUUACAAAGGGCUGUUGUCAAAGUGGUUAUCCCAACAGAAAGGUCGUUACUGCAGUUGAUACACCGCACUAUAGAAUUCAUAGUGCGAGAGGGGCCUAUGUUUGAAGCCAUGAUCAUGAACAGAGAGAUUAAUAACCCAGAGUUCAGGUUCCUCUUUGAGAAUCAGAGCCCAGCACAUGUAUACUAUAGAUGGAAGCUGUUUUCAAUGUUGCAAGGAGACUCGCCAAACAGGUGGUCAACCAAACCCUUCCGAAUGUUUAAAGGUGGGUCAAUAUGGAAGCCUCCACCUCUUAAUCCAUUCUUACAAGGGAUGCCUGAGGAACUGAUCCAGAUGGAGGAAGAGGAGGAAGACAAAAAUAAAAAGGGAUCUCUCUCUAAUGCACCGGCAUUCUUCAACAGACAAAGAGGUCGGCUGGAGUCCAUGAUCCGGCAGUUGGUCCCGGAGAGAGAGAAGAUUGGUGAGGCCAUGGUGUGGUGCAUAGAGCAUGCAGAUGCAGCGGAGGAGAUCUGCCAGUGCAUCACUGAGGCACUUACUAAUACAGAAACCGCUUUACCGAAGAAAAUUGCAAGAUUGUAUCUCGUCUCUGACAUUCUGCAUAACUGUAGUGUCAAAGUGUCAAAUGCCUCGUUUUAUAGGAAAGGGUUCCAAGCCAAACUAGCAGAAAUCUUUGAAGGUCUGCAUGUCUCGUACAACUUAGUGGAGUCGAGGCUGCGUGCCGAGCAGGUAAAACAGCGCAUCAUGCAGUGCUGCCGUGCGUGGGAGGAAUGGGCCAUAUAUCCUCACGAGUUCCUGAUCCACCUCCAAAAUAUAUUUUUAGGACUUGUCAAGAGAGAACCUGAAAGUGAAAUGGAAGAAGAAAUGCUCAAGUGUGUGAUGAACGAUGCUCCCAUGAGUGCAGAUGAUGUGGAUGGCAUUCCUAUAGAUGAUGUCGAUGGCAUUCCUAUCAAGGAGGAGGACAAAGAAGACCUGGAUGGCAUACCAAUUGCCAACACUCCCCUGAUCAAAAGUGCUGCAAUAAGUGCGCUACUUGGGUACGAUGACGACGACGAUGAGGAGGAUAUCGAUGGUGCUCCAUUGGAUGAUGAUGUGGAUGGCAUUCCUUUCAAAGAGGCUCCUAUAUCAGACAAUGGUCCUGCACCUGGAUUUGUUUCCUCCAAGUGGGAAAGGGUUAGUCCAAAACGUGUAGAAGCUCAGGCUGUAACCACUUCAAAGUGGGAAAUGGUGGAAGCCAAUCCGAGUGAAGACGAGGAGGCAAAUGGUUCAGACAACACCCCUGUAUAUGAUCGAUCAGGACCGCACACGCAGCUGAGCCAAAAUAGUCAUGAUGAAGACGAUUUAGAUGGUGUUCCUCUCGUAUAUGAUGACUAUAAACGCAAAAAGAGAGAUUCCUCCGAAGAUGAUUCACAGUCUCAGGAUAACACCUCUGAUUACUCUGAAGACUCGAGAGGAUUUGAUAGACUGCAAGGGGACGUCAGUGAAGAACGCCGUGCCAAGCUCCGUGAGGUAGAAAUACGUGUACUCCAGUACCAAGACGAAUUAGAACAGGGUAUUCGCUCCGUUAAGCAGGGAUACUCCAUCCACAGACAGGUUGCACACUACCGCCACAAGAUGAUGAGAAAGGACAUGAAAUAUAAGGAUUCCAAUUUGCAGAUUGAGAGGGAAGAUGGUAGUGAAAGAAGACAUCACCGGCACAGAAGUCGGAGCUCGUCACCAGAGGAGAGGAGACCCACAAAGCGCUCCAGAUCGCCACACAAGUCCCGUCACCGCACACACUCCAGAUCCCCUAGUUCCAGGAGACACAGGUCAAGAUCUCCACGGAAACGAACAUCCCAUUCGCGGUCCCCUAGUCGCAAGCACAAGAAAAAGAGCCGCCAUUAGUGUAGCAACUAUAAAACCUUUGCUGUGGGGGAAAAUGAUAUACAGUAUUUAAAAAUAAAAAAAUAAGAUGGCUGCCAUUUUUGAUUUCAUUAUUAUUUGGUCUUUCUCUUUCUUUUCUUUUUUUUUUUCUUUUUUUUAUCUGUUUUGAUUGAUAACCUCAUUUUUUGGUAAUCUUUUUAUUACCUCAAAAAAUAUUGUAAAAAUAGAGCAAAACAUUCUCUGGUCUUGAUCUUGUUAUUUUAUCAUUUGGCUUUUGGGGAAUUUGGCAGAUUGAAAUAGCUACUAUGGAGCUAUGAAUAGGCAAUACAUAGAACAAUCACAAAAUUUGCAGUACACACCAUUAAGACAACCUUUUCUUUUCUUUUCUGCAAAUUCUAUCAUUUAAAAUGUGAAAAAAAAAAAUAAAGACUAUGAAAUAUU
Messenger RNA from Penaeus chinensis, 3464 nucleotides. Its product is annotated as U2 snRNP-associated SURP motif-containing protein-like. NCBI's taxonomy places the organism in Eukaryota, Metazoa, Arthropoda, Malacostraca, Decapoda, Penaeidae. The coding region runs from base 210 to 3044 and encodes 944 amino acids. The record is from RefSeq and is a predicted model, not a curated record. Gene Ontology annotation, molecular function: RNA binding. Gene Ontology annotation, biological process: RNA processing. The transcript has 24 exons. Gene Ontology annotation, cellular component: nucleus.